Messenger RNA from Cercocebus atys (sooty mangabey), 4788 nucleotides. RefSeq names its product solute carrier family 9, subfamily A (NHE4, cation proton antiporter 4), member 4 (gene SLC9A4). Bases 576 to 2984 code for a protein of 802 amino acids. Gene Ontology annotation, cellular component: membrane. NCBI's taxonomy places the organism in Eukaryota, Metazoa, Chordata, Mammalia, Primates, Cercopithecidae. The transcript is spliced from 12 exons. Gene Ontology annotation, biological process: proton transmembrane transport; sodium ion transport; regulation of pH. Gene Ontology annotation, molecular function: sodium:proton antiporter activity. The record is from RefSeq and is a predicted model, not a curated record.
AAUAAUUAAGUGUAGCUCAAGAGCUACCUGCAGCCUUGGCCAUUCAAAACAAAUGAGAGGAUAGGGGGAGGAGAGAAGGAACAGGUGCAGAUCAGAUAGCUCCUUCUUGGGAUCUGAUAGAGAGGGAGGGUUUCCUUUCCUCAUUAGAAGAACUCCAAUGAUCUGUGGAAUGACCACUACAGUAUCCUUUUAAAUUUUCACCCACAAGACAAAGCCAGUAUGCAGUGAAAUGAGGAAAUGCCUUUAAGUGAAGAGAUUUUUAUUCCUUUCAUAAACUGCUCAAGCCAUGAUUGGAUGGAGGUCCUCCAGGUAAUUCCAUGGACUUUAACAAGUCUAUUGAAUAACUGCGUUUGAGUUGGAAGCUGAGUUGCCUGAACACAAACGAUUUAAAGAAGAUUAGAAAGCGUCUACAUGCAGAGCUCAAUAGCACACUUGGAAUCUUCUUGGGAGGACCCACGGAUUGUACCUAUAUUACUUUUGACCCAGGUGGAUGCAGUCACUCUCUAGAAGCCUCCCCGACUUCAGAUGUGUGGCACACAUCCACCCAGGGGUGUAGGUAGGAGAAGCCCACAAGAAUGGCUCUGCAGAUGUUCGUGACUCUCAGUCCUUGGAAUUGUUUGCUACUGCUAGUGGCUCUUGAGUGUUCUGAAGCAUCUUCUGAUUUAAAUGAAUCUGCAAAUUCCACUGCUCAGUAUGCACCUAACGCUUGGUUUGCUGCUGCCAGCUCAGAGCCAGACGAGAGGAUAUCUGUUUUUGAACUGGAUUAUGACUACGUGCAAAUUCCUUAUGAGGUCACUCUCUGGAUACUUCUAGCAUCCCUUGCAAAAAUAGGCUUCCACCUCUACCGCAGGCUGCCGGGCCUCAUGCCAGAGAGCUGCCUCCUCAUCCUGGUGGGGGCGCUAGUGGGCGGCAUCAUCUUCGGCACCGACCACAAAUCGCCUCCGGUCAUGGACUCCAGCAUCUACUUCCUGUAUCUCCUGCCACCUAUCGUGCUGGAGGGCGGCUACUUCAUGCCCACCCGGCCCUUCUUUGAGAACAUCGGCUCCAUCCUGUGGUGGGCAGUACUGGGGGCCCUGAUCAACGCCUUGGGCAUUGGCCUCUCCCUCUACUUCAUCUGCCAGGUGAAGGCCUUUGGCCUGGGCGACGUCAACCUGCUGCAGAACCUGCUGUUCGGCAGCCUGAUCUCCGCCGUGGACCCCGUGGCCGUGCUGGCUGUGUUUGAGGAGGCGCGUGUGAACGAGCAGCUCUACAUGAUGAUCUUCGGGGAGGCCCUGCUCAAUGACGGCAUUACCGUGGUCUUAUACAAUAUGUUAAUUGCCUUUACAAAGAUGCAUAAAUUUGAAGACAUAGAACCUGUGGACAUUUUGGCUGGAUGUGCCCGAUUCGUCAUUGUGGGGCUUGGAGGGGUAUUGUUUGGCAUCGUUUUUGGAUUUAUCUCUGCGUUUAUCACACGUUUCACUCAGAAUAUCUCUGCAAUUGAGCCACUCAUCGUCUUCAUGUUCAGCUAUUUGUCUUACUUAGCUGCUGAAACCCUCUAUCUCUCCGGCAUCCUGGCAAUCACAGCCUGCGCGGUAACAAUGAAAAAGUACGUGGAAGAAAACGUGUCCCAGACGUCAUACACGACCAUCAAGUACUUCAUGAAGAUGCUGAGCAGUGUCAGCGAGACCUUGAUCUUCAUCUUCAUGGGCGUGUCCACCGUGGGCAAGAAUCACGAGUGGAACUGGGCCUUCAUCUGCUUCACCCUGGCCUUCUGCCAAAUCUGGAGAGCCAUCAGCGUAUUUGCUCUCUUCUAUAUCAGUAACCAGUUUCGGACUUUCCCCUUCUCCAUCAAGGACCAGUGCAUCAUUUUCUACAGUGGUGUUCGAGGAGCCGGAAGUUUUUCACUUGCAUUUUUGCUUCCUCUGUCUCUUUUUCCUAGGAAGAAAAUGUUCGUCACUGCUACUCUAGUAGUUAUAUACUUUACUGUAUUUAUUCAGGGAAUCACAAUUGGCCCUCUGGUCAGGUACCUGGAUGUUAAAAAAACCAAUAAAAAAGAAUCCAUCAAUGAAGAGCUUCAUAUUCGUCUGAUGGAUCACUUAAAGGCUGGAAUCGAAGACGUGUGUGGGCACUGGAGUCACUACCAAGUGAGAGACAAGUUUAAGAAGUUUGAUCAUAGAUACUUACGGAAAAUCCUCAUCCGAAAGAACCUACCCAAAUCAAGCAUUGUUUCUUUGUACAAGAAGCUGGAAAUGAAACAAGCCAUCGAGAUGGUGGAGACUGGGAUACUAAGCUCUACAGCUUUCUCCAUACCCCAUCAUAACGAUUCCAGGGCCCAGAGGAUACAAGGAAUCAAAAGACUUUCCCCUGAAGAUGUGGAGUCCAUGAGGGACAUUCUGACAUCCAACAUGUACCAAGUUCGGCAAAGGACCCUGUCCUACAACAAAUAUAACCUCAAACCCCAAACAAGUGAGAAGCAGGCUAAAGAGAUUCUGAUCCGCCGCCAGAACACCUUAAGGGAGAGCAUGAGGAAAGGCCACAGCCUGCCCUGGGGAAAGCCGGCUGGCACCAAGAAUGUCCGCUACCUCUCCUUCCCCUACGGGAAUCCUCAGUCUGCGGGAAGAGACACAAGGGCUGCUGAGUUCUCAGAUGAUGACAGCUGCGAUCCACGAUCCCCAUCCAUCACGUUCAGCGCACUCUCUCGGAUAGGGUCGCUUCAGAAACAAGAGGCACAAGAAAUAAUCCCGAUGAAGAGCCUACACAGAGGAAGGAAGGCAUUCAACUCUGGUUAUCAAAGAAACACAAGCCAAGAAGAGUACUUGGGUGGAGUAAGGAGGGUGGCUUUAAGGCCCAAACCUCUGUUUCAUGCAGUGGAUGAGGAGGGUGAGUCUGGAGGCGAGAGUGAGGGCAAGGCCUCUUUGGUCGAGGUUCAGUCGAGGUGGACAGCUGACCGUGGACACGGCAGGGACCAUAACAGGUCCCACAGUCCUUUGCUCCAAAAAAAGUAGUGUUAUUGUCCACAAGAUUGUUUUGGUGUUUCUCAAGAGUCUAUCUUCCUGUGACUGUGAAAGAAGGAUUUCUGGAAUUCAGAAUAGAGCUAUUGAGUUUGCCAUUCUGAAGCUGUUAGACAUCGAUCUAUAAGCAGCAGGAAGAUUUUUUCCAAGGACUGGGAGCAAACUUGCAGGCUCUUCCAUGUCCUUAGUGUGGGAUACCUUUAGAUGAAUUCCCGGUGAGUGAGAGAAGUUAAUCACCCCAGGAAUUAGACACUAAGAAUUCCUAAGAACUUUCUAUCACAAGCAUCGGAUCCAAGCCAUAUAUUGAAAUACAAAUGUGAUUGGUCAGUAAUUCAGAUUGCCAAUAUAUAUAUGCAACUUAUAAUCCAAUUAGAACUAGAAGAGCCUUUGAAGUCACCUGACUCAGCCCCCUGUGUUUAUAGAAAAGGACAUGUAGUCCCUGUGAACUAUGGUGAGUUCAUAGUCGGAUUGCCCUCCCUCCAAAGUGAAACUGAUUUGAUUUUGAUUUCAUAUUCAAUAUGCAAUAAUUGUGUUUUAUCAGAGAUAAAAAUUUGUUAUGAAUUUGUUUUAUUUAGUCAGUAGCAAUGACAGAUGUGAUACACACUAUAGGAUUAAUCUGCGAACAAUGGGGUUAUGGUCUAUUUCAUAUUUGGAAUAUUUAUUUUAAAAAUGAACAUUAGAAACAAAACAGCCAUAAACAGAGUUUAAUAGCAAUGACAUCAACAACACGUAUUUAUUAGGGGUGCAUUUGUAGGGUGUGACAUUUUACCCUAGGGUAUAAAGCUAUUUUUCAACUUCAUUUUCCAUUCCCAUUAUCUCUGAAUUUGACCUUGAAUCUCACACUCCAGCUCUUCAAUUUUACUCACCUGUUGUCUUCUCUUCUGGCCACCAGUAGGUUAACAAACAUUUAUCAAGCAUUGUUAUUGGGCGAAAUGAAAAUGACUAAUGCAACUAACCAAAUACCCUUUUGCCAUCACUGUUUUUGGCAUCUCUACCAUCCUCAGCUUAUUUAAUCUUAUAUGUCUUUAAAGGCCAUGAUCAAGGGCAUCCUCCAUCCCUAGACCAGCCUUUACCUUCUCCCUUGGUGCCCCACAUCCCUUUGGAUAUGCUAUAUGCCUUAUCUGUGAAUUAUGUCUAUUCAUACACACGUAGGUCUGUUCCGGUAGUCAGUGGGCUGAAGGACAGGGAGGACAGUUUGUUCAUUUUAAAUUUUAUCCAUUUAUCUGUUGUGUUUUUUAUCUCACCCCUUUACCUAUUUUGUAUUUUUUGGCUUUUUUUUUCAUCUUUUUCUGUUAUCGGUUAUCACAGUGCCUUGUGCAUGGUAGAUUAUAAAUGUUAAACUGACAAUAGUGUUUUAGAUCUGUAAUGGGCAUUUGAAAAGGCAUAAUCAGGCAUUUUCAUUUUGUAGAUGAUAAAAAUGAGGUCUUGAGAUGCUCUCUGAUGCCAACUCAGAGUUUGUUUUUCCUUGAGGGAUGCUUGCUUGUCCUCUAAUAUAACCCGUGGAUGCUAGUUACUAAAGACAUGUGCUUUCUCCUGAAUGUAUCUUUUUUUAUGACUUGAACUCAUUUUCCUGCUGCAGUGGUAGAAAGGCCAUCAAAGAAGCCCAUUUGUCUUUCUCCUUCCAAACCUGAAAUAUAAAGCUGCUUCUAAAUUGUCUAAAUAUCUUGAUUUUAAUAAAAAUUACACGCUAUCAAGUAACAGUAAUCAGCCUAAAGGGAUAGAAGCACACAUAAAACUCAGGAAUCUUUGGUUUUGUCCUUGGUUUUUUGUUUGUUUGCUUGUUUGUUUUUUGUUUUGU